CUCGCAUGGGGGCCGGGAGGUACUUCAAAUCAGAAUGUUUUCACCGCUCUCAUUGACGGACAUCCUUUAUGCCUGCUUCAUCUGGCGGACCACGUGAACGGAGAUCUUAGACCUAAGAAAUACAGAUACAAUGGCUAGAAUCUAUAUGAAUACCAGCCCACAGCCCUUUGUCGACGUGCCUAGGCUGGACUUGCUGACAUUUCUAUUUGACUCCGAACACAGUGUAGCACAAGAUGAUACCAUACUUCACCUGGAAGCAGACAAGCCCUCCAACCAGCUCACCAAGGCCGAGCUUCGCAGUCUCGUCGGAAAAAUCGCUCACGGACUACGACACCGGUACGGAAUCGGAGCCAGUGGACCAAGCAAGGAUGUUGUGACGGUGAUCAGCUAUGGUCAGGUAUUAGUGCCCGCCGCAUUCUUCGGUGUCAUCGCAGCAGGUGGUGUAUACUCUGCAGCAAGUCCGUCGUCGACCGUCUCAGAUCUCGCCCGACAAAUCAAGAUCGGUAAGAGUCGUACCAUCAUAUGCAGCGCAGAAUUCAAAGACCUUGCCGCCCAAGCUGCCAAGGAGUGCGAUAUCCCCGUUGACCGCAUCCUGGUCCUCGAGUCAAGUCCAUCGCGGAAACUACAGAGCUUAGACAGCACAGUCAAUGCUCUAUCCGAUCAGACUCUCAAUUGGGAGAAGAUCACAGACCCCGAAUCAUUGAAAAAGAGUCUGAUCACUAUCUUGUGGUCUUCUGGAACGACGGGUCUACCUAAAGGCGUGAUGUUAUCUCAUGAGAACCUGGUACAAGAAGCCUACCUUGUCUCAUUACCGGGACGCGAAUGGGCAGUGAAGCAAGUCGAAGCAGGCAAGGAACUCAAACCGUACCGCACCCUGGCACACCUUCCCAUCAGCCACAUCGCAGGUCUGUUCGGAUACCUCAUCCUCCCCUUCUACUCUGGUGGCUCUGUCGUCUGGAUGCGCAAGUACGAAUGGUCGAAACUCCUGCAGUACGUGAAACAGUUUGAGAUUACGGCAUUCUACACGGUUCCAUCCAUCUACCUUCGGAUAUCCAAGUCUCCAGACGUACGGGACCAUUUCAAGAGCGUCGACGCCGCGUCUACUGGGGCUGCUCCAAUGGAUGGGGAAUUACAGAGUCAUGCGAAUUCGAAGCUGGGCACGGGAGAGACCUUCAUAGGCCAGACUUGGGGACUCAGUGAGACCACGGGAGCCGUUACCAUGAUGCCUAGAGGUCAGAGCGACGUCACGGGGAGUAUCAGUCCGAUUUUGCAGAACGUGGAGCUGAGAAUGGUCGAUGAAGACUUCAACGACGUCGAACCAGGACAAGAAGGCGAGUUACUCGUCCGCAGUCCGCUCGUGACACAAGGCUACUUCAACAACCCCGAAGCUACCAAGGCCGCAUUCCACGAUGGGUGGUUCUGCACGGGCGAUAUUGCCGUAUUGCGUAACGGCAAGUUUUACAUUGUCGAUAGGAAGAAGGAACUAUUGAAAUACAAAGGUCUCCAAGUCGCCCCGGCCGAGAUCGAGAACCUCCUGAUCACGCACCCAAAAAUCCAGGAGGCAGCUGUCGUCGGAGUCAACAUGCCAGACGACCCCGGGACCGACCUUCCACGAGCAUAUAUCGUCGCCGAUCCCAAGGAGAUAAGCGAGGAUGAGGUCAAGGAAUACGUCAGGCAACGGCUGGCACCGUACAAGCAGCUCCGCGGGGGAGUGGUGUUUGUGAAUGAGAUUCCCAAGAACGCUAUUGGCAAGUUGUUGAGAAGAGAGCUCCGGGAUCGGGCGAAGAGGGAACUAGGUCUUGGAGCUAAAAAUGCCAAGUUGUGAGACCGACCUUGACCUUCAGCGACAUAUGGGAUAUGGAGAAGUCGAUCAAGGAUCUUCUCUGUACAGUAUAUGAUGCGCAUGAGGGAAGGAAACGGACCCUCUGCGUUGACACUUGGGGACUUUCGCUGGGACUAGGCUGGUCACGUGCAGAGCGGGGAGCCUGAGGGGUAACAAACUACUACACUAACAAAUUGCCUCAA
Molecule: messenger RNA, 2025 nt
Organism: Exophiala oligosperma
Lineage: Eukaryota; Fungi; Ascomycota; Eurotiomycetes; Chaetothyriales; Herpotrichiellaceae
Exons: 5
Coding region: 131-1825 (564 amino acids)
Biological process (GO): secondary metabolic process
Molecular function (GO): CoA-ligase activity
Source: RefSeq, a predicted model, not a curated record